Molecule: messenger RNA, 1928 nt
Organism: Rosa rugosa (rugosa rose)
Lineage: Eukaryota; Viridiplantae; Streptophyta; Magnoliopsida; Rosales; Rosaceae
Exons: 2
Coding region: 74-1504 (476 amino acids)
Molecular function (GO): zinc ion binding
Source: RefSeq, a predicted model, not a curated record
UAAUCAUUCUUGUGUUGGUGUUGUCCGGCAUCAAAAUCAUAAGAGGCUAGGAUCCAAAGUUAUUUCCACUAUUAUGGCUGAUAAAGUGAGAUCCGAUCCUUUGAUUAAGCCCAAGGAUAUUGUCAAGCAUUUCAAGCAUGAUUAUGGGUUUGAUAUUCCUUAUCACAUGGCAUAUAGGGGCAAGGAGGCUGCUAAUAAGAUGUUACAUGGUAGUGAAGCAUUUGGGUAUUCUCUAUUGCCUUGGUAUAUUGACACAUUAAAGAGAACCAACCCCGGUUCAUACGUCAUCCUUGACUCUCUUGAUAAUCGUUUUCGUCGAUUGUUUAUAUCUUAUGGGGCUUGCAUAAACGGCUUCAAAUAUUGUCGACCUAUGCUUUUCCUUGAUGGGACUUUUAUUAAAAACAAGUAUAAAGGGAUGCUAUUGGGUGCUUGUGCUAAAACAGGGAACAAAGAUGUUUUCCCAUUUGCCUUUGCCAUUGUUGAUGCUGAAAGUAAAGAGAAUUGGAGGUGGUUCCUUGAACAUUUGGCAAUAAUCUUGGCGAGCGACUACCGGACUAUUGUAUUCAUGACAGACCGUGGAGCUGGUCUUUUGGAUGGUGUGAAAGAGGUGUUUCCAAAUGCGCCUCACUCCUACUGUAUCAAGCAUCUAAAGGACAAUUUGAAUGGCAGGUAUCCAAGUUCCUAUGGUUCUACUUUUAAGGAACACAUUGUGAGAUUGUUUACACAAGCUGCAUAUGCUAGGACUUUAGAUAUCUUCAAUGAAAAGUUGGAAGAAUUUAGGAAGCAAAGUCGUGGGCAGGGUCAGUCCUUUCUUGCUAACUUGCCACCCGAAAACUAUGCUAUUGCUUGCUUCCCUGCUAAAAGAUAUGGCGAAAUGAGUAAUUCUUUGGCAGAGAGCUUCAACAACAUGGUCAAGGAUGAGAGAUGCAUGCCGCUGCCUCAGUUGCUUGAAGGCAUUCGUGUGAGAGUUAUGGAGAUUUUUUGUGAAAGGAAGGUUCAAUCUUCUACUUGGAGGAGUGUGCUAUGUCCUAAGCUUGAGAAAAAGUUGUCGAAAAGGAUAGAAACAGGGAGAAAUUGGAGAGUUAGCCAGUCUACUAAUGAUAUUUUUGAAGUUUGUACAGAGGAUAGCACUGUCAUGGUGAACUUGGUUGAGAGGGAGUGUUCUUGUGCUUGGUGGCAGUUUAGGUGCUUCCCAUGUUCUCAUGCAGUUCAAGUAAUGCAGAAGGCGAACCGUAUCCCUUACCGUUACAUUGAAGAUUACUGGAAGACCUCAUUCUAUAGAAGUGCUCAUGAUCUUCCUAUUUUUCCAGUCCCGGAUCUUGAUAAGCCCAAUCCUAGUAGUUUUGGUGAUUCAGCUUUGCAGCCUCCCAAGACUCGAAAACCUCCUGGAAGACCACGGACAAGGAGGAUCAAGUCAUUUGGGGAAGAGUCCAGACCAGUGAAAUGCACACGGUGUGAUCAACUUGGCCACCACAAUCGCAGGUCAUGCAAUGUGGCGAUCUGAGACAGUAGCACAUUCAACAAUAACAGUAGCACAUGACAUGAUUCAGCAGUAGCAAAUUGAUUCAACAGUAGCAGCAGAUGGCAUGAUUCAACAAUAUGACAUGAUUCAGCAAUAGCACAUAACAUGAUUCAGCAGUAGCAGAUUGAUUCAACAGUAGCAGAUGGCAUGAUUCAACAAUAUGACAUGCAAUUUUUUGAUUCAUAUAUGUUCACACUGCAAUUUUAUAUAGUAGCAGUGCCUCAGAUUAAUUUUUUGAGUUUUUGAGAAGUUUCUAUGUCAUGAGGAACUGAGUAUUAUAGGGAUAAAUGGUCAUGGAUGAUCGUUUUCAAGCAAUAGCUUAUUCAACAGUAGCAUAUGACAUUGUUUCGUUGUAGCAAAUUAUAGAAAAAAGUUUAAUUUCAGUGAUUGAUAUUUUUGGUUUCCA